GCAACAAAGAAAGGCUAUUGGGUAGCAGUGGAGGUGCUUGAUGUUAUCAGCAGAUUCAAUUACAGCGGCCAAACAGAAAAAUGUUAUAAAUCUGUAUUAAAUAAUAAGCCAAGAGGGUGAUACAAGCAAAGCGAGAAAGCAUUGUUAGAAUCCACGUAGAUACGCGCUUAUGGGUGGGCAUUACGUCAUUAUUUAACCUUCAAAUCAAAUUGGCCACGUUUAUAAGAUAGCAGAGAUGGACUUGGAUUGAAUGGAGGGAGCGAAAGAUAUAGAGUAUUAGAGAAAGAGAAAGAAGUCAUGGGAGAUGGGAGAAAAUACCCAGAAACAUAAUAUUCUUCUUCUUCUUUCUUACAUGCAAAAGGCUCACGAGCCAUUGAUCAUUACUUGACUUUUUUUUAAGGAAGUUGAAAGAAUUAUUGCCGUUGAUUUCAUGUGGGUUUUAUGUUGAUGGGAGAUGCGGAGAGUUGCAGUAGUAGAGCUGUGGAUUUUUCACCCAGUCAGUGUAGAAAGCAGAGACAGAAAGUUGAAGUUUAUGAGGAGGUUCUUUGUAGUCUAAAAGAAACAAAUGAACAAGAGACAAGGCAGCCUGGUUUUGAAGAUGAAUUAUGGACUCAUUUUUAUCGACUCCCCAAAAGGUAUGCACUGGACGUGAAUGUGGAGAGGGCAGAAGAUGUUCUCAUGCACAAAAGAUUACUGGAUAUGGCACAUGACCCUGCAACUAGACCUGCAAUUGAAGUCCGGCUUGUGCAGGUGGAUUCUGCUUCUUCAAGUCGUUUAAGUGAGUCGGUUCAUUCAAACUCUCAGAGAAAAUUGGAUACCGUACAUUCUGGCUACUUCAACAACCACAGCACGCAUCCACCUCCUGCCUUUGGUUCAUCACCAGAUCUAGAGCUUGUGAAUGUAGCAAACAGAUCUGAUGAUCAAGAUAAGGAUGAUACCAUGAGUUCCCAUCAAUUUAACCCUAGGCUAAUGCAUGAAAUUACAAUCUCAACAAGUGACAAGCCAAAACUUCUCAGUCAGCUGACGUCCUUACUGUCUGACAUUGGGUUGAACAUUCAAGAAGCACAUGCAUUUUCCACUAUAGAUGGCUACUCCUUGGAUGUGUUUGUUGUUGAUGGUUGGUCACUUGAGGAAGCUGAGGAUCUGAGAAAUGUGCUGGUAAAGGAGAUAGCAAAGGUUGGGGAGCAUCUGCAUGGUGUAUCUCAUGCUGGAAAGCAAGAACAAACCAGAAUCUACCAUGUGAAUUUACCUACUGAUGGAAUUGAUGUUUGGGAAAUUGAUGCAAGCCUGUUGACAUAUGAAUAUAAAAUUGCAUCUGGAUCAUAUAGUGAUUUGUAUAAAGGUACAUUCUAUAGCCAAGAUGUGGCUAUUAAAGUUCUAACAGCAGAGCAUCUAAAUGAAAAUUUGCAGAAUGAAUUUGCUCAAGAAGUCUAUAUUAUGAGGAAAGUUCGGCACAAAAAUGUUGUUCAGUUCAUUGGUGCGUGUACUAGACCUCCAAGGCUGUGCAUUGUGACAGAAUUCAUGUCUGGCGGAAGCAUGUAUGACUUUCUGCAAAAACAGAAGGGUGGUUUUGAGCUUCCAUCCUUGCUCAGAAUUGCAAUUGAUGUUUCCACGGCAAUGAAUUAUUUGCACCAAAACAAUAUAAUUCAUAGGGACCUGAAAACUGCCAAUCUUCUAAUGGAUGAAAAUGGAGUUGUUAAGGUUGCCGAUUUUGGUGUUGCUAGAGUUCGAGAUCAGUCUGGAGUGAUGACUGCAGAAACCGGGACAUAUCGCUGGAUGGCACCAGAGGUGAUUGAGCAUAGACCAUAUGAUCACAAAGCUGAUGUUUUCAGCUUCGGCGUUGUGCUAUGGGAGCUUCUCACUGGAAAGCUUCCAUACGAGGACUUGACCCCCUUACAAGCAGCAGUUGGCGUGGUCCAGAAGGGUAUAAGGCCUCCAAUUCCUAGGCAUACUCAUCCAAAGUUCAUGGAAUUACUUGAAAGAUGCUGGCAGCAGGACCCAUCUUUGAGACCUGAAUUCUCAGAAAUCUUAGAAUUUUUGCAGUACUUGGCGAGGAGCAGGUUGCAGAAGAAAAAAGGGAUAGCCGAAGAAUAAGUUAUCAGGAAGAGUUUGUAACAGUGUUUACACAAGGCAGCCAUUGGAGUGGCAUGAAAAUAUGGAGAUUCUGUUAAUCCGCUCUAGACUUCUUUCUGUAGAUAUAUAAAAUAUAUAUAUAAUACUAGAAUAGGGGCUUAUUUAGUUAUGUCAGAUAUUUGAGUAUUUACCCCUGUUUUCAAACCUUGGACUAGCCUUAACCCAAUCAAGAGGUCAAUUUACGUCAAUGUUGGUCUGAUUGCUAGUCGAAUCAAUCACAUAUUAAAUAAAUAUUUUAACAAUGUUCAAUUAAAUAAAAUUAUGAUAUGAUGGUUUGUAGUGCAA
This is a messenger RNA of Mangifera indica (mango), 2418 nucleotides long. RefSeq names its product serine/threonine-protein kinase STY46-like. The record is from RefSeq and is a predicted model, not a curated record. The transcript is spliced from 16 exons. Gene Ontology annotation, molecular function: protein kinase activity; ATP binding. Lineage: Eukaryota; Viridiplantae; Streptophyta; Magnoliopsida; Sapindales; Anacardiaceae. Gene Ontology annotation, biological process: protein phosphorylation. The coding region runs from base 442 to 2094 and encodes 550 amino acids.